Messenger RNA from Acanthoscelides obtectus, 2307 nucleotides. Lineage: Eukaryota; Metazoa; Arthropoda; Insecta; Coleoptera; Chrysomelidae. The record is from the annotation of a GenBank genome assembly.
CCACACUGAAAUAGCCGAAAAGCCCACAAAUCGACGACACCUUCGUGAUAUAGCGGUUUAAAAUUUUGAGGUGUUCUCAAAAUACAUCGCAAACUUUUUCUUAUUAGAAAUCGCUCAGUGGUGGGGGGAGUAUAUAAUUUUCACUUUGUGUCGCUUUUGCUAGUGUUCAGGUUAAUUUUAACUGGCAUUCAAAAAAAUACUGAAAGCAACAUGAGUGAUGAAGAACAGAAAUUGGCGGUGAUCCGCAAAGCAUUCGCUAUGUUCGACACCACCAAGUCGGGAUACAUUGACACCAUGAAAAUCGCAACCAUACUGAAUACCAUGGGCCAACUGUUCGAUGAAAACGAAUUGAAUAGUCUUAUCACUAAGAAUGACCCAGACCGUACGGGAAAAGUAAACUUUGAUGGAUUCUGUGACAUUGCCAGUCACUUCUUGGAAGAAGACGAUGAUGAGUCUACGACGCAGGAACUCAAAGAAGCUUUCAGAUUAUAUGACAGAGAAGGUAACGGAUACAUCACCACCGCCACACUCAAAGAGAUCCUAGGUGCUUUAGAUGACAAACUGACAAACAGGGACUUGGACGGUAUCAUCGCUGAAAUUGAUACUGAUGGAUCAGGAACUGUAGAUUUUGAUGGUGAGACUCUGAACUUAACAUAUAGUCGUAGUAGCUUUAUGUUCUAGAAUGGCUAAGCAAUUUUUGCUCUGACCUGUACGUUUUAAUUUUGCAUAAUAAUUGCGUUUUAACGAUUUUUUUUAAUUGCAAUAUAUGUCUGUCAUUUUAGUUUAUCCGAUCGGUUAUGACUUCCUGAUCCAGCGAAUUAUGCAUAACAUAACAUUUACAGAUUUGGGUUCUUUUGCACCGCUACAUGUUCCUGCAGAGGUGUCAGAUUGUCUUGCUCUUACAUACGAGGUCCCAAAAUGAGUUCCCUUCAGGUGUUUUUUUAACUUUGGGAGGAGAAAAAGUCUCAAGGGUUCAAGUUAGGCAAAUAAGGAGGCUGAGGAGCCACAGGAAUGUUUUCAUGGGCCAACAACUCGUUUAUUGAAAUUGCUGUGUGACAAAGAACAUUAUCGUGUUGCGGCACUUAGUUGUUUUUUCGAUGAACGGUGGCGCUAAUCAAAUUUAACUCUUCCCCGAUCAAUCUGACUGUCAACCGACGAUCUGAACGCACAAGAUGUCGGAUUGUAUCGAUACUAUAAUCGGUUCUUGAAGAUGAAGGCCUUCCCUUUCGUGGUUCAUCUUCAAUCGACAGUCUGAAAAUGCCUUAAACCACCGAAAAACCCGGGCUCUUGACAAAACACUAUCUCCGUAGGCCUGCUAAAAUUUAGCAAGAGUUUUCGUUGCACUAUGCCCAAGGAAAACAUGUUAGCACAACGUUGCUCUAAAUUGAUGUCACUCAUUUUUAGAAUACAAUAGGAGAAACAGUUUCAUAAAAAAAUCGCUUCGGACUACCAAAUGACUCGAAUGAGUUCACACUUGUACUGAAAGCGGAUCACACUUAUCUCCCUUCCCCGACGCCUCCAGUGUUGCCAGAUCGAAUGCUACGUUAUCAGUCUCAUUACUUAAUUUGCGACACCUCGUAUGUGCCGCUGGUAUUUUAGAUUGCAACAUUCACCUAGCACUUUUGUACGGACAAAAUGUUGCAGUUACGUAAGAAAAUGUGCUGUGAGUAACUUCUUAUUAUGGAAAUGCACCUUUAUGGGAUGUCUAAUAUCAUCAAGAUUCCCGAUUGUAUGAUAAACGCCAGCUUAUGAAUCGUAUGAAAAAAAUGCUGAAAUAGAAAGGAAGAACUACAAAAAUCCAUCAGUGCACAAGGAAAGAAUUUCAAUAACCCUUGCUGAAAGUAAUUUAAUGGAAAUCAACCGACGCCUUUGUCGAUAUUAAAGCAAACUUAAAACAGAAAGUUAGGACUAACGGACAACUUUGAGCAGUUAUUGAAUACUGUUUUAAAACAUAACUGAAAAAUAAAUUCUACUUUAUUUUACCAUUGUACAUGACCUAUCCAAUUUCUUAGACGUGCUGGCACUUUAACUUUGGCAGCCAGAACUGUAAAGUUUAACGACUUUGUGGAUUCAUUGCCAAAAUCCGGAUAAAUCUAGAUAGCAAAUAUUACGAAUUCGCACUUAUAAUAAUAUUAUCUCAUAUUAAAAACGGAUAUUGCUUCAUAUUCUUACACCACUGACGAUAUUUGCGGAUAUUUUGGUCUAUUUAUGAUUUUCAAUCAUUAUUUUUAGCCAAAAACAAACACAAUAUAAUUUUCCUUUAUUUUUGUUUCAGAAUUCAUGGAGAUGAUGACUGGAGACUAAACA